GCUCACCCACCCAUGAUGCUCUCCGCCAUGCAGCACAUGGACUCCUCCGCCUACGCGUCCCCCUCGUCAGCCUCACCGUGGCAGCAGCUCCUCCCGGCGGAGCGCGGCCACCUUCCGUCCUACGAGGCCCUCCCAUCCGCCCCCGCCGCGGCGCAGCAGCACAGGGCGGCGCGCCGCAUCGCCAAGCGCCGCCCGCGCCCGUCGCGGCGGCUGCCCACGACCUACAUCAGCGCCGACCCGGCCGAGUUCCGCCGCAUGGUGCACCAGGUCACGGGCGCCGACGAGUCCCUCCUCCCACCGCCACAGCAGCACCAGCAGCAGAUGGCGGAGGAGCCCCUCCUCCUGCACGCGCUCGCCGGCCGCAUGGCGGCCGGGGGAGCCGACCGCGCGAUGCUGCUGCCGACGCUGGACACGUCGGCGUUCCUGCUCGGUGGCCGCGGGGCGAGUCCGGCCGAGGCGCUGCCGCAACCGCUGCCCCCAUGCGACGCCGGCCCGAUCGCGCUGGACAGCAACGCUAGCGGCGGCAGCAGCAGCGGCUGUGGGUUCCCGACCUUGGAGUCGUGGGAUCUUCUCUGA
Molecule: messenger RNA, 576 nt
Organism: Lolium rigidum
Lineage: Eukaryota; Viridiplantae; Streptophyta; Magnoliopsida; Poales; Poaceae
Product: calmodulin-binding protein 25-like
Exons: 1
Coding region: 13-576 (187 amino acids)
Biological process (GO): response to osmotic stress
Cellular component (GO): nucleus
Molecular function (GO): calmodulin binding
Source: RefSeq, a predicted model, not a curated record